AUGGCGCUCAUCAAAUACUUCUUGUUCCAAUGGGCACUGCUGGCCUCUGUCGCCUUUAGUGUUCCAGCUACCGGAACUCAAUACGCCCUGCAGGCUGAGGCUGGCGGUGCUGGCAGCCGUGGACAGCAGCAGCCCGCCACUCAACGCAAGCUGCGCGGCAGGUUCCUGCAUAUCACAGAUCUGCACCCCGACGAAUACUACAAAGCCCACACGUCGACCGAAGCGGACACGGCAUGCCACCGAGGCCGUGGCCCUGCUGGCGCAUAUGGUGCCGAAACGUCGGAUUGCGAUUCUCCCCUGGCUCUUGUCAAUGCGACCUUGGAUUGGAUAAGCGCCAACCUCAUAGACUCGAUUGACUUUGUCGUCUGGACUGGCGAUUCAGCCCGCCACGACAGCGAUGAAGAAAUACCCCGCCACAACAAGGAUAUUCUGGCCAUGAACCGCAGAACCGCUGAUGCAUUCCAGGAUACCUUCUCCGACGAGAAGGGCUUGGUGGUUCCUGUUGUCCCGACUUUUGGAAACAAUGACAUAUAUCCACACAAUAUUCUGAUGCCGGGGCCCAACGACAUCCUCAAAACCUAUACCGAUAUCUGGAGAAGCUUCAUCCCCGAGGCACAGCGUCACUCGUUCGAGUUCGGAGGGUGGUUUUAUACAGAAGUCAUUCCGGGCAAACUCGCCGUGUUCAGUCUCAAUACCAUGUACUUCUUUGAUCGCAAUGCCGGUAUCGAUGACUGCGUGCACCCCUCCGAGCCUGGGUACAAACAUUUCGAAUGGUUACGCGUUCAACUCCAAUCCAUGCGGACCCGUGGUAUGAAAGCGAUUCUGAUGGGGCAUGUUCCCCCAGCUCGAACAUCUGCCAAACAAUUGUGGGACGAGACGUGUUGGCAGAAAUAUACCCUUUGGCUGGAGAAGUUUCGGGAUGUGGUCGUCGGUUCCUUGUAUGGCCAUAUGAACAUUGACCACUUCCUGCUCCAAGACACCAAAGAAAUUGAUCUCGCAAUCGUGGAAGGGCUUCGCAAAAAGAACGUCGUUAGUCGCGAAACUAUGGACGAUGACAUCUCCAUACAGUCGAGCACUGACUACCUCAAGGAGCUACGAGAUGACUGGGCUAGACUGCCCGAUCCCACCAUUUUGGAGCAAGACGUGGAAGAGGCCGGUAAGAAGAAACACAAGAAGAAGAAGGGGAAGAAGGGGAAGAAGAAGCUCGGCGGGCCCUGGGCUGAGCGCUAUCAGUUGACCCUCAUCAGCCCCAGUAUUGUCCCGAACUAUUUUCCCACUCUCCGGGUUAUAGAGUACAACAUCACUGGCUUGGAAGAUGCUCCAUCAUGGGUUGACACUAUGAGAGCCCUGGACGCCCUUUCGAAUCGUCCUGCUCCCGAACCAGAGCUUCAUGAAUUGGAGUUACGACAGGAGCCUAGCUUCGAGAUUGGCAAGAGGAAGAAGAAGAAGGGGAAGAAACCAAAACACCCCAAUCUGCCUAUUCCCAACGCCCCAGAGAAAGGGGCUCCACCAGGUCCGGCCUAUGCGCCCCAACCUUUGACUUUCACGGGCUUCACACAAUACUAUGCGAAUCUGACCUACAUCAACAACGACAUCACCACCGAAAGCAUGGAGAAUGAUGAGAUGUCAUUGUCAGGCUGGAACCCUGGAAAACACAAGGACAAGACUCCCAAGCACAAGAAGCCGCAGCCGAAGAAAUUCGCCUUCGAAGUCGAGUACAGCACGUUCGACGACAAGAUUUACAAGCUCAAAGACUUAACAGUCAAGAGCUUCGUGGACCUAGCUCAUCGGAUAGGGAAAGCUUCUGCCAAGUCGAAAGCCCUAGUAAAAGAUGAUCCCGAGUCUAAUAAAGAAGCGUCCGAGCAAGAGCUUGAGUCGGCAGAUGCGCUCGAAGACUCGGAAUCUGAAGAAGGCGAGGACGGCCUCGAACACAACGACGACGACGAUGAGUUGGACAGUGAGCUCGAGGUCGAAAGAAAGAAGAAACAUAAAGGCCACAAGAAGAAGAAGAAGAAGCAUGGCAAGGGCCGGAAGACAUGGUUGCAUUUCCUCAACCAUGCAUUCGUCAGCACGAGGAGCAAACAGGAGCUUGAAGGUAUGGGUUAG
Messenger RNA from Anthostomella pinea, 2106 nucleotides. The record is from the annotation of a GenBank genome assembly. NCBI's taxonomy places the organism in Eukaryota, Fungi, Ascomycota, Sordariomycetes, Xylariales, Xylariaceae.